AACCAACUCGAGAUGAAAUAUAUUUCAAGAGAGAGAGUGUUCUACCACCCAUAUCUGGAGCAGCUUCACAGACUGAAUGAAUACAACCACAUCCAACCGAGAGAGUCUAUGAGUGUAAUGGAUCAGGAACAGGCCUACUUUUACCUUGAGCCUUUCCAACAAGUCUAUCAGCUUGAGACCUAUCCCUAUGGCACUUUGUAUAGCCUUCCACAGGCCAGGCCAUAUCUUGCUCUCCAACCAUCCUUCAAUGUCAUUAAGACCGCUGCCAUGGGGGAUGCUAACAAGGCUGACAGCACGCCAUAAUGGUGAUGUGUCCAAAAUUUCAUUCUCUGAAUUUCUUCUCUCUUCUGCCAUACAACACAAUUCUACCCAAAGGAUUCAACAGUUAUUUUAGAAUAGGAAAAAUUCCA
This is a messenger RNA of Echinops telfairi (small Madagascar hedgehog), 410 nucleotides long. Its product is annotated as alpha-S1-casein-like. Gene Ontology annotation, biological process: response to 11-deoxycorticosterone; response to progesterone; response to dehydroepiandrosterone. NCBI's taxonomy places the organism in Eukaryota, Metazoa, Chordata, Mammalia, Afrosoricida, Tenrecidae. The record is from RefSeq and is a predicted model, not a curated record. Gene Ontology annotation, cellular component: extracellular region. The transcript is spliced from 7 exons. Bases 13 to 303 code for a protein of 96 amino acids.